Rhizophagus irregularis DAOM 181602=DAOM 197198 is the source of this 1083-nucleotide messenger RNA. The record is from RefSeq and is a predicted model, not a curated record. NCBI's taxonomy places the organism in Eukaryota, Fungi, Glomeromycota, Glomeromycetes, Glomerales, Glomeraceae.
AUGAAUUCAUAUCCUGGCCAAGAUACUCUCAUCUCUUAUUUAAAAAAGCAAAACAAUAAAUCAUAUCGUGGGUUCUUAAUUCUACAUAAAAAUAUUGUUGUUGCCUCAGUAACUUCGGAUCUCAAGUGGAAUGAUCUUGACAAUGCUUGGGCUGGUAAUUAUAUAAGAGAAGCAGAAAAGAUUUUUGUGGAUCAACAACUAAAUAUAGAACGCUUGGAGUAUAAGAAGGAAUUCAAAUCAUUUUGGAAAAUCGUAAUCCAAGAAAAUCAUGAAAAAGAGAAUUUAACACCUAAAACUAAAUUACUCACUGAAGAUCUUCCUCAAUCUUCUCAAGUUGAUCACAAAAAAAUCAAGAGUAUUAAAAAAAAUGAUGAUGAUAAUACAUCUAAUUUACUUAUUGAACUUAAAGAGAAGCAAAACCAAAAUGAGGAUCAUUAUUUAUCAAAGCAAAAUGAAAAUCCUAAAGUAAAUCACAAAAAAAUUAAUAAGAUCAUUAAAAGAAAUAAUGAAGAAGUUACAGAUGAUGAUCCAUUUAUUAACCUUAAAAAGAGACAAAGACAAAAUGAAGAUUAUAUUGGUUUGGCAUAUAAAGAUCUUGUUUCAGUGAAUAAGGGAUACGGUAAAUUUGGUUUCCUUGAUGUUUUUGUCCUUGGAGAAUGCUAUACUAAUAUUGAAUUAAAAUAUAUUCCACUAACUGGGUUAGUGAGUAAUACUGAUGGAAAAUAUUUUGAUGCAAAUGAAUUGGGAGAAUUAGAUAAAGUAAUUGAAAGAGAAGAUGAAGAUAUAUUGUUAAGAAGACAAUAUAGAUAUUUUGAUAAAAAAUCUAAUAAAUAUAUUUGCACAACUAUAAAUGAUAUAUUAAACAAUGGAGCAAAGCAAUUAGAAAGGUACAUGAGAAUAAUUGCAAAAGGACAGGCAAAUAAAUAUUCCACAGGAGUAUGUGAUGAACGAAUUAAGAUAAUUAAUUCAAAUCCUAAUAAGUUGAUAGGAUUUGUUAUUGUAGUAAUAGGAUUUCGUCGAAUAAUAUGGAGAUCCGUUGAUGAAAAAUUAACUACUAAUUAUAGAUAUAUUAAGAUUAAUUAA